Ruditapes philippinarum (Manila clam) is the source of this 764-nucleotide messenger RNA. Its product is annotated as cytochrome P450 4F4-like. Lineage: Eukaryota; Metazoa; Mollusca; Bivalvia; Venerida; Veneridae. Gene Ontology annotation, molecular function: monooxygenase activity; oxidoreductase activity, acting on paired donors, with incorporation or reduction of molecular oxygen; heme binding. The record is from RefSeq and is a predicted model, not a curated record. Bases 36 to 764 code for a protein of 242 amino acids. The transcript has 6 exons.
CCGACGCUCUUACAUACAGGUUCCUCAAUCCAUUGAUGCACUUUGAUGUCAUCUGGAAUCUGAGUUCAACCGGACGACAAUUUAAAAAAGAUUGUGAUUUUGUUCAUGCAGUAGCUGAGGAAGUAAUUGACAAAAGGAGAGAUGCUUUGAAUAAACAAGACAGUACCAAGAGUAGCAGUUACACCGACUUCCUUGAUAUUCUUUUGAAAGCACGUGAUGAAGUCGGGCAGGGUCUUACAAAACUAGAGAUACGGAAUGAAGUGGAUACUUUCUUGUUCGAAGGUCACGACACAACAGCCAGUGCCUUAUCAUGGAUCUUGUAUUCUUUGGCAGAGCACCCUGAAUGUCAACAAAAAUGUCAGACUGAGAUAGAUGAGAUACUUGCAGGCAGGGAAACAGAUGACCUGGAAUGGUCUGACUUGAGUCACUUAGAAUAUCUUACUAUGUGUAUAAAAGAAGGAAUGCGCCUACAUGCUCCGGUCCCGGGUAUAACACGAGACACCACUCAAGACUUUGAUCUAGGCGACAGAGUUGCUCCUAAAGGAACACAAGUCAUUGUUAAUAUUUGGGUAUUAAACCACAUGGAAAAUAUUUGGGGCCCUGAUCACAUGAAGUUUAAACCAGACCGGUUUUCGAAGGAAAAUAUUGAUCAAAUUGAACACUUCCAGUAUGUUCCAUUCUCUGCAGGACCAAGAAACUGUAUCGGACAAAUAUUUGCUAUGAAUGAAGAAAAAGUAGUCCUUACAAAGCUUCUUAGAAAGUAA